CAACUUGUGCAGCAUGAAUACAUUUCACUUUAAGUGACCUGAAUACUCCUCUGUGGAUAUUUUCUGAAGCUUUCUGAGAGUGGAGUUUGCUUAAUUGUCAAGGAGAUAGUUCAGUUGUCAUUUGAAGCAGCCGCAGUAAUGCAAACACACCAAACUGAACAGCAAGACCGAUACUCCGAGCUCCAGGCUCCUUCAUCCCAACUACAGAGUGAGAAGGAAAGCAGUAAUCUCAUCAGACCCCAGAAACCUCUCAAUCCUUUAACUGCCUCCAGGAGUCACCAGGAGCUCCACAAGGAACUGCGGAUGACCCACAAGAGGAGAGUGUCUCAGGAAGGAAAGACUGAACUCCAGAGGGUUUUAGAAAAGAGGAGAUGGGAACAAAGGAUGAAGGCGAGCCGGGCUCAGGAGGAGGCAAAGAAGAACAGAUCACCACUUCAGCAGGAACUGCUGAAAAGACAUCAGAGGCUAGAGAAGCUGGAGAGCGACAAAGGACAACAGCAAGAGGGGCCAGAGUUCCUCCAAGUCAAAGAGAGACUGAGAAGAACCGCCAUGCUGCAUGCAGAAGGAAAAGAAGUGUGACGAUUUUGAGUGUAUGUGCAUGUUUUCUGUUGAUGGACUGUUGGGAAUAGGUGACUUGGCGGAGAUUGUCACUGUUGCGAUUUAGGAUUUUAAAAAGUAAAUAAAUAAAUUUAAACCAAUACAAUAAAUAGAUAACGCUGCUCAGCAUUCAUGGUGAACACACACAUCCGAUAAAUCAUCCCAGUGAUUAUAUAAGCAAAGGUUCAAGAAGUGCUGCCUUUUAUGUGUUUUAUGUGUGUCUUUCUGCUGUUUGCAUACUGUUUAACAAGAUGCACAUUCUCCUUUGUUGUCAGUACAUUGAGUAGAGACAAAUUUUUAUAAUUUUAUUUUUGGGGGCAUUUACCCAUCUUACCCUGAACAUGUCAUUGUCUUAUACAGCCACAUCAGAUCUAUCUUGUGUGAUGUUGGAAAGUGUCAUAUUCUUAGGUUUUGAGUUAUGUUGUGGACUUUGUUUUGGAGUUUAUGUUCUGUUUCCUGUUUUAUGUUGUGGUAUCACUCCGCAUGUGUUAUGUCUGGUUUUACUUCCUGUCUUUGUCUGUUUUGCCACCAUGGUGUUUCUCUGAUUAGUUUCACCUGUCCCUCAUUAGCUGCGCUGUCCUCAACCUGUUCUCACUUUCCUUUAUGGUUUUCCUGUGUCCUUAGCUCUCCCUGCCUUUGUCUGUUUCCCUCCUGUUUUCUAUCACACCUGUCCUUUAUCAGUCUGAUUUGUCCUUCCUUGUUAGAGUCUUCCCUGCACACACGUUCUGUUUUAGUCUUGUUUGCUCCACCCUUAUGUUCUCUGCCACACAUUCAAUAUUUUACCAAACCCUGUGUUUCCCUCCUUUUCCCUGUGUCAACCGACCUCAGCUGUGUGCUGUUGUUCUGAUUAGUUAGGUGUGUACAUACACCAGUGUGUCUCCCUUUUUCAGUUUGUCUAUUAACCUCUCUGUUAUCCUCCCGUCCCGCUGCUGUUUGUUGCUGUC
Messenger RNA from Plectropomus leopardus (leopard coralgrouper), 1541 nucleotides. Its product is annotated as protein FAM107B. Gene Ontology annotation, cellular component: stress fiber; synapse; neuron projection. The record is from RefSeq and is a predicted model, not a curated record. Gene Ontology annotation, biological process: regulation of actin cytoskeleton organization; actin filament bundle assembly; actin filament polymerization. Lineage: Eukaryota; Metazoa; Chordata; Actinopteri; Perciformes; Serranidae.